AUGCAAAAGGAGAUUGAUCACCUAAAGAGAAGCUUAUGCCAUGAGCACAAAAGGCGAGCUCCCUCCAACUCUGACUACUCAUCCGAUGAUGAGGAGGAUCAAGAUUAUAGGCAAAGGUCAAGAACUCCCCCUAGUGAAUCUUUCUUGUAUGACGAAGAUUAUUGCCAUAGUCAUAGAAGCAACAAUUCGUCUUCAAGAGGCCUGGUGAAUGAUGCUAUGAAUAAAGCACUCAAUCAAGUUUCUAAAUCACCCUUCACUCGCUGGAUUGAGGGAGGAAGAUUUCCUCGACGGUUCACUCAACCCACUUUCACCUUGUAUAAUGGCAGAACGAACCCUGUUGAACACAUCAGUCACUUCAAUCAAAAGAUGACGAUACACUCUAAGAAUGAAGCCUUAAUGUGCAAGGUAUUUCCGUCUAGUUUGGGGCCUGUGGCAAUGAGGUGGUUUAAUGGUCUAAGGGCGGGAUCCAUCAAUUCGUUUAAGGAGCUCACCCAGAUGUUUGGGUCCCGUUUUAUUACAUGCAGUAAGGCGCCUCGUCCUUUGGCUUCUUUGCUAUCUCUAUCCAUGAGAGAGGACGAAACUCUGAAAACAUACUCGGGCCGAUAUUGGAAGAUGUUCAACGAGAUAGAGGGCGAUUUUAAGGACGUGGCUAUCAGUACUUUCAAGCUUGGCUUGCCUGCAGGACACGGUCUAAGGAAAUCUUUGACGGGGAAACCUGUCACCAGUAUUCGUCAAUUGAUGGACCGGAUUGACAAGUAUAAGAGAGUUGAAGAAGACCAGCUGCAAGAUAAGGGGAAGAGUAAGGUUAUCCCUCAGGAGAGGAGGGAUUUCAAGUUGGAACGUUAUAACAAUAACAAACCCCGGCGAGAUUUUGCCGAACAAUCUGGACCCGCAGCCCCACAGGAAGUAAACACUGUGUUUCGAGAACCGGACCGAGGACAUACCACUGAAGAUUGUCAAACAUUGUGGAACCAUCUGGAGCAAUUAGUAAAGGAGGGGAAGUUGCAACAAUUUCUUUACCGACCCAAUGGGCAGGGAAACCAGGCGAGGUCACAGGGCCAGGGGAGUGCUUCUUCAGGGCCACCAUUAGGCAUGAUCAAUGUUAUAUUUGCUACACUUGAAAGGACUGGCUCUCAACCUACGAGGGUGAUGUCUGUGGCCAGGUCUCUAGCCGAAGACUUAAACUCCGAACCGAAGAGAGCCAAAGUAGAGAUCCGACCUUUAUUGAGUUUCUCGGAUGAAGAUAAGAUCGGGACUAUCCAACCACAUGGUGACGCUUUAGUGGUCACCCUUCAAAUAGGGGGGUAUGAUGUGAAGAGAAUGAUGGUGGAUCAAGGCAGUUAUGUAGAAGUCAUGUAUCCUGACCUAUACAAAGGAUUGAACUUGAAACCUGAAGACCUGACAGCUUACGAUUCGCCUCUGGUGGGUUUUGAUGGAAAACUUGUUGCCCCGAAGGGUCAAAUUCGAUUACCAGUGCAGGCCGGUUCAGAAGUAAUAGAAGUAGAUUUCAUAGUGGUGGAUGCAUACUCCUCCUACACAGCCAUUGUUGCUAGACCCUAG
Molecule: messenger RNA, 1560 nt
Organism: Quercus robur (English oak)
Lineage: Eukaryota; Viridiplantae; Streptophyta; Magnoliopsida; Fagales; Fagaceae
Exons: 3
Coding region: 1-1560 (519 amino acids)
Source: RefSeq, a predicted model, not a curated record